AUGGGCGACUUCAUCGCCGCCGAGCCCCUGCCGUCGACGUGCUUCACGUGCACGCGUCUGAACAGCACCACAUUUCGGAUCGUCGAAGAAGACAGGUUCGGCGAGUAUCCAUUCAUCUACGUCAAGGUCACGCCGAGAGCCCUGGUUUUGAUCGACACGGGAUGCGGCGGCGAGGCGAAAGAACCCCGCGUGGAGCUGAAGCGGCUACGCGAUUUCCUCGAGGUGUACCCCGUCGAAGAGAACGGCGACGCGCCGCUGAACGAGGGCGCGUCGAAGGACUACGUCGUGAUCUGCACGCACUGCCACUUCGACCACAUCGGCGCGUGCGAGCAGUUCACCGACGCCAGGUCGUGCAUCUGGGCGAGCGGGUUCGACAAGACGUUUCUCUCGCGGGAGAACCUGCCGACGUCGUCGCUGUCGAGGUUUCUCGGCGUCGAGACGCCCCGGUACGAGAUAGGAAAGUGGGCCGGUGACGGGGACUGUGUCACGUACGACGGCGAGGACUUGGGUUUGAUCACAUACCAAACGCCCGGCCACGUCCCCGACGAGCUUGCCAUCUGGGACCCGCACGAAAGGGUCCUGUACGUCGGUGACUCGGUGUACGAGUGGGCUGCGAUCCUCUUUCCCAAAGAGGGGGACCUGUUGUUGUACAGCGACAGCAUAGGAAAGCUGAGAAGACUGGUCAAGGGCUGGAGCGGCGAAGGUUCGGCAGAGAGGCGUCGCGUAAAGAUGGCUUGUGGGCAUGUCACUCUCGACGCUGAUGCCGAAACGGCACUCGCGGACCUGGACGCCUUUUUGUGGGACGUUGUCUGCGGUAGGGUCGAAGGAGGUGGGAUGGAGAACAUCAGGGGAGAAGAAAAUGUGCUCUAUGUCCGAGAGGACGGGCGAUGGAGCAUAAAAGGGCCAAGGAGGCUCUUUGAUGACCUUAAGGGGAAUCAAGAGGCAAUGAAGAAGCUGGAGAGGAGGGUGAACGAAGGCGUAUGA
Molecule: messenger RNA, 984 nt
Organism: Verruconis gallopava
Lineage: Eukaryota; Fungi; Ascomycota; Dothideomycetes; Venturiales; Sympoventuriaceae
Exons: 1
Coding region: 1-984 (327 amino acids)
Source: RefSeq, a predicted model, not a curated record